Molecule: messenger RNA, 678 nt
Organism: Colletotrichum scovillei
Lineage: Eukaryota; Fungi; Ascomycota; Sordariomycetes; Glomerellales; Glomerellaceae
Exons: 6
Coding region: 1-678 (225 amino acids)
Source: RefSeq, a predicted model, not a curated record
AUGAAGGGACCCAGCAAAGCUAUUGGGGGCGUCCUCGCAACACUUAUUGGUCUGACCCAGGCGAACUCUGACAUCGUUUCACUCUUCACCAAUGGCGCGGCCUACAUCCAAGAGGCCAGUGCGACUCUUGUUCUACCCAAGCUUCCCAGCUCGGUCUCAGGAGACGUCGCGAUAUGGAGCGCCAUCAUGAUGGAGAACCAAGCCUCGUUCCUGCAAGGCGUGACUUCCAACUCUCCUAGUGGGUCGUACUGUAACGAUGGAGGAAAGAGUUGGUGUAACUUUGCGUACACUCUGGUUGGCUCAAAUCCUACUGUUGGUGACCCUGUCACUGCUUCUCCUGGAUCCACGAUUAGAACGCACUACAAGUUGAACUCGGCAACGAACCUCUGGGACCAAGAUGUCUACAUCGACAACAAACUCGCUUCCUCAGUCUCAACCAGUAAAGGGCAGAAGGGAAACAUCUUUUACAUCUCUAUUGAGUGCGCAUCCGGCGGCUGCGCUGAAAACCCCGCCCACAGCUGGGAGGAUGUCUCCAUUGUGCUCAGUCAGGCCGACGAAAGCUUCGGACAUAGUGGAGGCUGGGAACAUGGUGCUACCGGGGGCGAAAUGUCAUCUCCUGACAAUGGCAAGACUUGGAACUUCAGCACUCUCAAUAUUCCGGCACAGAAGGCUCAGUAA